Ceratotherium simum simum (southern white rhinoceros) is the source of this 10223-nucleotide messenger RNA. RefSeq names its product PKHD1 ciliary IPT domain containing fibrocystin/polyductin (gene PKHD1). The record is from RefSeq and is a predicted model, not a curated record. Lineage: Eukaryota; Metazoa; Chordata; Mammalia; Perissodactyla; Rhinocerotidae.
UCUAUAUGGCUCCAAUCAAAAUUGACAAUGCUUUUAAUGUCUGAGCAAUUUUGAGAGGAUUAAUUUAAGUGGACAAGAUGAGUGUCUGGCUAAUCUCUCUGACAAGUAUUGAAAUACUACUUUUGGCAGUGCCUAUCCCGAGUUUUCACAUUGAACCUGAAGAGGGUAGCCUUGCAGGGGGAACGUGGAUCACAGUCAUUUUUGAUGAUUUGGAUGUGGGUCUCCUCUAUCCCACCAAUGGCUCUCAGCUGGAGAUACACCUGGUGAAUGUGGCUAUGCCUGUGCUGCCAAGUAUCCCCUGUGACAUCUCUCCUGUCUUCUUGGAUUUGCCAGUGGUGAUGUGCAGGACCAGAUGUCCGCUGUCUGAAGCACAGGAGGGUCUGUACCACCUGGAAGUGCACUCUGGGGGACAGGUGGCAGGCAGCCCAAGUCCACGACUAGGAGAGAGCUGUACUUUCAAGUUUUCCAGGGCACAGACACCCAUGGUUUACCAAGUUAAUCCACCAAGUGGAGUUCCAGGAAAAGUAAUACAAGUGUACGGCUGGAUUAUCACCGGAAGAUCAGAAACCUUUGAUUUUGAUGCCGAGUACAUUGACAGCCCAUUGAUCUUGGAAGCUCAAGGAGAAAGAUGGGUCACUCCUUGCUCUCUUGUAAACAGGCAGACAGGAAGCCGCUAUCCUUUUCAGGAAGACCACGGUCUUGGGACUCUGCAGUGCCGCGUGGAAGGCAACUACAUUGGCUCCCAGAAUGUUAGUUUCUCAGUGUUUAACAAAGGAAAGUCAAUGGUGCACAAGACUGCCUGGCUGAUCAGUGCUAAACAGGACCUUUUCCUGUACCAGACCUACUCAGAAAUACUCUCUGUGUUUCCAGAGACUGGGAGCCUUGGGGGAAGAACAGACAUCACGAUUACGGGAGACUUCUUUGACAAUCCGGCCCAGGUUACCAUUGCAGGCAUUCCAUGUGACAUUAGACAUGUAUCUCCCAGGAAGAUUGAGUGCACCACUAGGGCUCCAGGAAAAGGUACAAGGCUCAUUGCUCCUCAGGCAGGCAAUCGAGGACUUCUCUUUGAAGUUGGAGAUGCUGCUGAGGGCUUGGACCUGACUGAAGCCACCCCUGGGUACAGGUGGCAGAUUGUUCCUAAUGCCAGUUCUCCAUUUGGAUUUUGGUCAAAGGAAGGGCAACCUUUCAGAGCUCGGCUUAGUGGGUUCUUUGUGGCCCCAGAGACAAAUAAUUACACUUUCUGGAUCCAGGCAGACAGCCAAGCUGUGCUGUAUUUCAGUCGGUCAGAGGACCCAAGGACCAAGGUGAAAGUGGCCUCCAUCAUGGUGGGCACUGCCGACUGGUUUGACUCCUGGGAGCAGAAUGGGAAUGAAGGGACCUGGCAACAGAAGACCCCCAAGUUGGAGCUGUUCGGUGGAGCCAGGUAUUACCUGGAAGCAGAGCAUCAUGGGAGAGCCCCCAGCAAGGGAAUGAGAAUUGGGGUUCAGAUCCACAACACCUGGCUGAAUCCCGAUGUGGUCAGCACUUACCUCCGGGAGAAGCAUCAGAUCCGAACCCAUGCUCAGAGACUUCCGGAAAUCCAGAUGCUGACUGUGUCUGGCAGAGGGAACUUCUUCCUUACUUGGGACAAUGUCUCUAGCCAGCCAAUCCCUGCAAAUGCUACAGCCCAUCAGAUUCAAACAGCCAUUGAGGAGUUACUUGCAGUCAAAUGCAAACUGGAACCCCUUUCAGCUAACCUUCUAUUCCGGCUUGGAUUUGAAGAAGGCCCAGAAGGUUCCAGCUCUGAUGGGGACCUCACUAGUGGGACAGAGCCCUUCUGUGGGAGGUUCAGCCUCUGUCAGCCUCGACACCUUGUCCUCACACCCCCGGCUGCCCAGAAGGGCUACCGGCUAGAUCAGCACACACAUUUGUGCAUGGCCUACAAAGGCCCCGUGAAUAAGAUCCUGAUGGUGACCGUGUCCUUCACAGUCGACUUUCAAAACAUCGUUAAGAAGAACAUCACCUGCAACUGGAGUCUCGAGGGGACCAGUCCCCACAGCUGGCGAUUCACUUGCACUGACCUCUGGAACACUUGUGUGCAUUGCUCCGUGGAUCUGCAGCCGCCUCUGGCAAGCUCCCCAGCGCGGGUUCGUCGGAUUGACCUCCUCCUGCUGUCUCAGGAGCUGGGCGUGUUCUAUGUGGAUGAAAUUAUUAUUGCAGACACAAACCUAACAGUUUCUCAAGCUGAUUCUGGAACAGCUCGCCCUGGUGGGAAUCUGGUGGAAUCACUCUCUGUGGUGGGAUCCCCUCCAGUCUACAAUGUCACGUCGUGGUUGGCGGGGUGUGGCCUGGAGCUCCCGCUCAUCACCGCAAGCUCUGUGCCCACUGAAGGAGCAGAAGAAGGAUCCGGGCUGGUCCAGGUGACAACACAGAGACUACAGAGGACAAGUCCGCCUUUAGGAGGACACUUUCGCAUCCAACUUUCUAACAUAGUGAUUCCUGGUGUCCCUGUGCAUAUUUCAGCUAGUCACCUUCGCAAGCUCUUGCAGAACAAUGCUGACGACUUCACAGCCAGGUACCUCAAUGUCAGUGACUUCGCUGUGAUGGAGGAUCUAAAGUCUUGCUAUGAACAUGUGUGGACUCUCUCCUGGUCCACUCAGAUUGGGGAUUUGCCCAAUUUCAUCAGGGUCUCUGAUGACAAUCUAACUGGAGUGAACCCUGCUGCAACCACUCGGGUGGUGUAUGAUGGUGGAGUUUUUCUUGGACCCAUAUUUGGAGACAUGUUGGUUACUGCCAACCAGUGCACUCAGGUGGUUGUGCAAGUGAAUGACAUACCUGCUCACUGCUCAGGUUCCUGUUCUUUCCAAUACCUUGAAAAGUCGACUCCCCGGGUCCAUUCUGUAUGGUAUUCUCUUGAUGAUGACAUGGACCUGCUGGUUUAUAUUACUGGAACUAGUUUCUCUGAUGACUCCCAGGCCUUGCAGGUUACAGUGAACAAAACAAGUUGCAAAGUUAUUUUCUCAAACCAAACGAAUGUGGUCUGUCAGGCAGACCUGCUACCUGUUGGAGCGCAUCUGAUCUCGAUGUUGGUGAGACCCUCUGGUCGCGCCAUCAAUGCCAGUGGAGGAGGCCUCUUCCUAAAUGUGGAACCCAGAUUGGAUGCUGUGGAGCCUUCCAGAGCUGCAGAGAUUGGAGGGCUCUGGGCCACCAUCCGAGGCUCUAGUUUGGACGAUGUUAGCCUGGUGUUAUUUGGAUCUCAGUCUUGUGCCAUCAACAUCACCACAAGCAAUUCACGAGGAAUUCAGUGCAAAGUUCCACCCAGGGGAAAAGAUGGACGCAUUGUGAAUGUGACUGUGAUCAGAGGGGACCAUUCUGCAGUUCUUCCCAUGGCAUUUACGUAUAACUCUUCUUUAAAUCCAGUGAUCACAUCUCUGAGCAGAAACAGAAGCAACAUAGCAGGAGGUGAGACCCUUUUCCUUGGAAUGGCGCUGCUGGUGAACUACACAGAUUUGGAUGUGGAAGUCCACAUUCAGGAUACCUUGGCUCCGGUUCAUGUGCAAAUGGCUCAGGGUCUGGAGGUGGUGUUGCCCUCGCUGCCAGCUGGUCUCCACAGAAUCUCAGUCUCCAUCAAUGGGGUCAGCGUUUGCUCACAAGGGGUUGAUCUUCAUAUCCACUACAUCACAGAAGUUUUCGGUGUUGAGCCUUGCUGUGGGUCCCUUCUGGGUGGAACCAUCCUCAGCAUCUCAGGAAUAGGGUUCGGCAGGGACCCCGCUUUGGUUUGGGUGCUUGUGGGCAAUCGGUCCUGCGACAUCGUGAACUCAACGGAGAGGAACGUCUGGUGUGAGACCUCGCCCGUGCCCCUGCUGCCUGAUGCGGACGUUCUCACUGUCCCAGCCCCCGUGGAGGUCUGGGCUGGCAACAUGUCUCUCACCCGAGGACCUCCUCCAAGCCUGGUGGGGAAGGGCUUUACCUUCACAUAUGAAGCAGAGGCAACACCAGUGGUCACUUCCCUGAGAGGGGAAAUCACGAACAGCAGCCUGAGGCUCUACGUGGAAGGAAGUAACCUCUCCAACUCAGUGAUCUUUCUGGGGGGCUUGACCUGUGAUCUGGAGACACAGUCUUUUGGGAGCAACACAAGCCUGUCUGGGUGCUCCUUUCCCCUUCACAGUUUGGAGGCGGGCAUUCAUCCUCUCCAAGUACGUCACAAGCAGAUGGGGUUUGCUAACAUGUCUGCGGUGCCCCAGCAAUUUGUGGUGACACCUCGGAUAACGGCCAUCUUCCCAGCACACGGGUCUGCUUGUGGUGGGACAGUGCUCACAGUGAGGGGGUUGGCUCUCAACUCUAGGAGGAGGUCAGUUCAGGUGGACCUUUCGGGUCCUUUUACUUGUGUGAUUUUGAGCUUGGGGGACCAGACAGUCCUCUGCCAGAUUCACCUGGUGGGUGACUCCUUGCCUGGCGCUUCCUUCACCCUGAACGUCACAGUCCUGGUCAAUGGGCUCCCCAGCAAGUGUCAGGGGGAUUGUGCUCUUUUCUUGAGGGAAGAGACAACUCCCAUUGUGGACUCCUUGGCCACUAACAUCAGUGGGUCUCUGACCACAGUGAUGAUUAGGGGUCAGAGGUUAGGCACCACCACUGAUGAGCCAGUGGUGUUUGUGGAUGAUCAUCUUCUUUGCAAUGUAACUUUCUUUAAUGCAAGCCACGUGGCAUGCUGGAUGAGUGACUUGACCCCAGGACCUCACUACCUAUCAGUUUUUCAUACAAGAAAUGGAUAUGCUUGUUCUGGUAACGUUUCCAGACACUUCAACAUUUUGCCUCAAGUGUUUCGUUAUUUCCCCAAGAAUUUCAGCAUACAUGGUGGGAGCCUCUUGACCAUGGAAGGCACAGCCCUGAGAGGAAGGAACACCACGGUAGUCUACGUUGGCGAGCUGGCCUGCCUGUUGGUGAACAUCAGCUCUGAGCUCAUCCGGUGCAUUGUUCCCGCAGGGAACGGCACUGUGGCCCUGAACAUAGAGGUGGAUGGACUUUCAUAUCAGAUGGGAGUCAUUGGUUACAGCCAUGCCUUCACCCCAGAAUUGCUCUCUAUUUCUCAGACGGAUGACUUCUUAACCUUUACAGUGGCCCAGAUCUCAGGAGCUGUGAAUGUUGACGUUUUAAUCGGGAUGUCACCCUGUAGGGGUGUCUCUGGCAACUGUACUGUUCUCCAGUGUGUGGUCCCCUCCCUUCCUGCUGGGGAGUACCAAGUCAGAGGUUACGACCGCAAGAGAGGGUGGGCCUCGUCUGAGCUGGUGUUCACGUCCAGAGUUACUAUUACGACAGUGACUGAGAACUUUGGCUGCCUGGGUGGAAGGCUCGUGCACGUGUUUGGAGCAGGAUUUUCUCCAGAGAACAUCUCAGCUGCCGUGUGUGGUGCUCCCUGCCAGGUCUUGGCUAACGCUACAGCAUCUGCCUUCAGCUGCUUGGUUAUGCCCCUGGAUGUGUCCUUGGCUUUCCUGUGUGGCCUGAAGCACAAGGAGGAGAGCUGUGAAGCCUCCAGCCCCACCUAUGUGCAGUGUGAUUUGACGGUCACCAUGGGGACAGAGAGACUGCUCCGAUCAUGGCCUUACCUCUACAUUUGUGAAGAAAGUUCCCGAUGCCUCUUUGCACCAGGUCAUUGGACAGAGUCAGUCUCUCCAUGGUUCUCAGGCCUCUUCCUCAGCCCUAAAGUGGAAAGAGAUGAAGUUCUCAUCUAUAAUAGCUCCUGUAACAUUACCAUGGAAACUGAGGCAAAGAUGGAGUGUGAGAGCCCUAAUCAGCCAAUUACCGCCAAGAUUACUGAGAUACGAGAAAGCCGGGGCCAGAACACUCAGGGCACCUUCUCCUUUCAGUUCUGCCGGAGGUGGUCGAGGGCUCACAGCUGGUUUCCUGCAAGAGUGCCACAAGAUGGCGACAAUGUCACGGUGGAGAAAGGCCAGUUGCUCCAGCUAGACACCAACACGAGCAUCCUCAACUUACUGCACAUUAAAGGAGGCAAGCUGAUUUUCAUGGAUCCGGGACCUGUCGAGCUCAGGGCACACUCCAUCCUUGUUUCUGAUGGUGGAGAGCUCCGGAUUGGAUCCAAGGACAAGCCCUUCCAAGGCAAAGCUGAGAUCAAACUCUAUGGCAGUUCCCACUCUACCCCCUUCUUUCCUUACGGUGUCAAGUUCCUGGCUGUGAGGAAUGGAACUCUUUCCCUGCAUGGUUUGCUACCAGAAGUAACUGUCACCCAUCUUCGAGCAGCUGCCUAUGCCCGUGACACAGUGUUGGCUCUAGAAGAUGCUGUGGACUGGCACCCUGGGGAUGAAGUUGUCAUCAUCAGUGGGAUAGGUGUCGAAGGUUCCAAACCCACAGAAGAGGUUGUCAUCGUGGAAACUGUGCACGAUGCAGACCUCCAUCUGAGGUCGCCCUUGAGGUAUUCUCACAACUUCACGGAGAAUUGGGUGGCUGGAGAGCACUAUAUUCUGAAGGUCACAGUGGCCCUCCUCAGCAGGAGUAUUACCAUACGAGGAAAUCUCACUAACGAGAGGAUGAAGUUCCUUGCUUCAUGCCAGGAGGCCAAUGCUUCAGAAGGUAAUUUGCAGAAUUGUUUAUAUUCCAAGAGUGAGAAGAUGCUGGGGUCCAGGGAUCUGGGGGCCAGAGUCAUCAUUCAGUCCUUCCCAGAGGAGCCCAGCCAAGUCCAGUUGAAGGGAGUGCAAUUCCGGGACUUGGGGCAAGCCUUCCAUAAGCAUCUGAGCUCGCUGACUCUGGUGGGAGCUAUGAAAGAUUCCUAUGUACACGGCUGCACAGUGUGGGGCUCCUUCAGCAGAGGCCUCAGCAUGUCCGGAACCUUGGGCCUGAAGGUGAACAGUAACGUGUUCUACGAUGUUUUAGGCCAUGCCCUGCUCGUGGACUGGUCAGAACAGGGAAGUACAAUAAGAAACAAUGUGAUCAUCAGUGUUUCUGGCGUCGAGGGACUCUCCAGUGCAGAAGUGUUGACACCGGCUGGUAUCUACAUCCGCAAUCCCACCAUUGUUGCAGAGGGGAACAGAGUGUGUGCUGCUGGUUAUGGCUACUUUUUUCAUCUUGUGACCAGCCAAACGUCACGAGCUCCACUUCUCUCCUUCACUGGGAAUAGUGCACAUUCUUGUACAAGGUAUGGUCUCUUUGUAUACCCUAAGUUUCAGCCACCUUGGGAUAAUGGUACUGGCCCCACAGUAUUCCAGAACUUCACGGUUUGGGGAGGUACAGGUGGUGCUCAGAUUUUUAGAAGUAGCAAUCUUCUCCUGAAAAAUUUCCAAGUUUAUUCAUGCAGAGAUUUUGGAAUUGACAUCUUGGAAAGUGAUGCAAACACUUCAGUUGCUGACAGCUUAUUACUUGGUCAUUUUGCCCACAAGGGAAGCCUGUGUAUGUCAGCUGGGAUCAAAACUCCCAAAAGAUGGGAACUGACAGUAUCUAACACAACCUUUGUUAACUUUGAUCUCACUGACUGUGUGGCCAUCAGGACCUGUUCGGGCUGUUCCCCAGGACAGGGUGGAUUUACUGUGAAGACCAGUCAGUUGAAGUUUAGAAACUCUCCAAACUUAGUAGUAUUUCCAUUUCCUCAUGCAGCAGUUUUGGAAGACUUGGAUGGGUCUCUGUCUGGGAAAAAUAGAAGUCACAUUCUUGCUGCCAUGGAAACACUUUCAGCUUCUUGUUGGGUCAAUACCAGCUUUGGUCAGGUUGUCCCUGGCAGCGUCUGUGGGGAAGAUGUUCUCUUUCAUCGCAUGUCUAUUGGUUUAGCUAAUGCUCCGGAUGUUUCUUAUGAUUUAACUGUGACUGACAGCAGAAAUAAGACAACCACUGUCAAUUAUGUGUGGGACACAUUGUCUAACCAUCAUGGCUGGAUGGCUCUGCUCUUGGAUCAAGAGACAUACUCACUGCGGUUUGAGACCCCUUGGAUCAACAGAUCUCUGCAGUACUCAGCAACAUUUGACAACUUUGCUCCUGGGAAUUAUCUCCUGCUGAUGCACACAGGCGUGUGGCCUUACCCUGACGUCUUCAUAAAGUGUGGGAGUCAAGUGGGGCAGUCCCUUCCAUCUCUUCCAUCACCUGGUCAGGACCAAGGCUGUGACUGGUUCUUCGAUAACCAGUUGAGGCAACUCACCUAUCUGGUUUCAGGUGAAGGCCAAGUUCGAGUGAUUCUCCAUGUGAAGGAAGGUGUGCCCCCAACUAUUUCAGCUUCUACCUCUGUACCUGAGUCAGCGUUAAAAUGGUCCUUUCCUGAAGCAUGGGCAGGAGUUGGAGAGGGCUGGGGAGGACACAACCAUACCACUCCAGGCCCUGGGGAUGACGUCCUGAUUCUACCCAACAGGACUGUCCUGGUGGAUACAGAUCUUCCAUUCCUCAAAGGCCUCUAUGUGAUGGGGACUUUAGAAUUCCCUGUGGACAGAAGCAACAUUCUGAGUGUGGCGUGCAUGGUCAUUGCAGGCGGGGAGCUGAAAGUUGGUACUUUAGAAAAUCCCUUAGAAAAAGAACAAACGCUUCUGAUUCUCCUUAGAGCCUCAGAGGGAGUCUUCUGUGACCGUUUCAGUGGAAUUCGUAUUGAUCCAGGAACAAUUGGGGUUUAUGGGAAAGUUCAGCUUCACAGUGCUUAUCCUAAGAAAUCCUGGACACAUCUUGGGGCUGACAUCGCAUCAGGCAAUGAGAGAAUUAUAGUAGAGGACAAAGUGGAUUGGCAACCCCAUGACAAAAUUGUCCUCAGCUCCUCUUCUUAUGAGCCUCACGAAACAGAGGUCCUCACCGUGAAAGAAGUCAAGGGCCACCAUGUUAGUCUCCAUGAACGGCUCAAACACCGGCACAUUGGAAGUGUCCAUGUCAUGGAGGAUGGCCGAUACAUUCCUUUGGCUGCUGAGGUUGGACUUUUGACCCGAAAUAUACGAAUCCAGCCUGAUAUAUCAUGUAAGGGGAGACUACUUGUGGGGUACUUCAGGAAAUCCAGCAGAGAAGAAUUUUCAGGUGUCCUUCAACUUUCAAAUGUGGAAAUUCAGAACUUUGGGUCGCCAUUUUAUUCAUCCAUUGAACUCAUUAAUGUGUCAGCAGGAUCCUGGAUUGUAUCUUCCACUCUGCACCAAAGCUGCGGUGGGGGCAUUCAUGCAGUUGCCAGUCAUGGGGUCAUUUUAAAUGACAGUAUAGUGUUUGGCACUGCUGGUCAUGGCAUUGAUUUGGUGGGUCAGGGCUAUUCUCUCUCUAAUAACCUUGUGGUUCUGAUGACACAGUCAGCACAGUCCACUGUUUGGGUGGCAGGAAUCAAAGUGAACCAGGCAAAAGACAUCAACCUCCGUGGCAACGUUGUGGCAGGAUCAGAGAGACUUGGCUUUCACAUCCGAGGCCACAGGUGUUCCUCUCCUGAAGCUCUUUGGUCUGCCAAUGUGGCCCACUCAAGCCUUCAUGGCCUUCAUCUCUAUAAGGAAAGUGGACUUGACAACUGUACUGGUAUCUCUGGCUUUUUGGCUUUCAAGAACUUUGACUAUGGUGCCAUGCUACAUGUGGAGAACAGUGUGGAGAUGGAGAACAUCACUCUGGUAGACAAUGCUGUUGGUCUUUUAGCGGUAGUAUAUGUGUCUUCUGUUCCACAGAGUUCCAUCAGUAAUGUACAGAUUGUGCUUAAGAAUUCAGUCAUUGUGGCCACUAGCUCCUCUUUUGACUGCAUUCAGGACAGAAUUAAGCCUUCCUCUGCCAACUCGACAUCAACAGAUCGAGCUCCCUCCAACCCAAAAGGGGGUCGAGUUGGUAUUCUGUGGCCUGUAUUCACCUCAGAACAAAAUCGCUGGCCUCAGGAACCAUGGCACAAAGUGAGGAAUGGCCAUUCAGUUUCAGGAAUCAUGAAACUUCAAGGUGUCACGUUUUCUGGUUUUGUGAAGAGUUGCUAUAGCGAUGACCUAGAUGUCUGCAUUCUGCCCAAUGCAGAGAACACAGGAAUCAUGCAUCCAAUAACAGCAGAGAGGACCAGGAUGCUAAAGAUCAAAGAUAAAAACAAGUUCUACUUUCCUGCUUUACAAACCAGGAAAGAUUUAGGAAUACUGGUCUGCCCUGAAUCAGACUGUGAAAGUCCAAGAAAAUAUCUCUUUAAGGAUCUGGAUGGGAGAGCCCUGGCUCUACCUCCACCAGUUUCUGUAUUUCCCAAAAUCGAGGCCGAGUGGACUGGAUCCUUCUUCAACACAGGUUGGUUAUAUCUGAACGCGAUGCCUGCAGUAGAGAGGGCGUGUGUGUGA